Molecule: messenger RNA, 3360 nt
Organism: Cyprinus carpio (common carp)
Lineage: Eukaryota; Metazoa; Chordata; Actinopteri; Cypriniformes; Cyprinidae
Product: immunoglobulin-like domain-containing receptor 1
Cellular component (GO): plasma membrane
Molecular function (GO): high-density lipoprotein particle receptor activity
Source: RefSeq, a predicted model, not a curated record
AGAGACCAGGAGCGCAAACAAAACCGUGACCUCUGUUUAAUGUCCCGUUUCAGAUGGAAAUAUCGGGAAAUAUGCACUACACUGAAAUAAAGUCAGCAGCAACUUCCGGUUCACGUGGACUUUAAAGUUAGCAGGUGCAUAAGUCAGCCCUACUUCCCACUUCAAAACACAAAACGAUGAAAGGCAAUAUUUUUACUGUCACACUGAUAGUUUUUGCAGUGGAUAGCCCAACACUGCUUUCUUUUAUUCCACUUUGACCUAUCUUUCGUUGUUAUUCUGUCCGUUUCAUCUGUGCUGUUAUUAAAUUGGAAUUUUCACCCCUAAAUGGCGGCCGCGCUACCGAAAGCGCCAGCUAGUGGCUGUUACCCCAAAAGCAUCAGAGUUUCGCCUCUAGGUCUUGUAUACUUUUGCUAAUAUCAAGAGUCUGAAAACAAGAUGCGGUACAUGGGAAGUAGCUCCAGAAGAUGGCGGUAAUGCAACACCAAGGAUGCAAGCUGCGUUAAAUGUUUAAUGGUUUAUGUUAUUUAUUUGUUUGUUCGUAGUUUUAUUUAUUCAUUUAUUUUUAACUUUUUAUCUUGUAUAAUUUUUUCGUAUUUUGUCCUGUAUUGUUUUUGAAGUUGUUGUGGUUAUAUGCUUGUUAUUAAGUGUUUUGGCAUUUAAAAAAAAAAAAAGCCAUAGUUAAAACAAUAGACUAUGGUCAAAACCCAAAGAGGAAUGUUACCUGUGCGCAUGCGCGAUAUGGGAUGCACCUGUUGGAGGGGUGGAGAAAUGGUGAUGACGAGGGGGAGGAAAAGUGGAGCAAAUAAAACACAAACCGGCCUCUGAGAAAGACACAGCUAAAUGUUAAAGCGUCUUAGAUAAAAUGCAGUUUUGACUGAGCUGCUCAUCCGUCACUUUCAUCAUAGUUACACUCGCGCUGGUUUCGUUUCGAGGUUGCUGGAGUUUCAUUGGAUCAUUAUGAGACGGAUGAUCGUGUUUGCGCUGCUUCUGAUGCUCCUGACCUCAGGGAUUCUGUCUAUCCAGGUCACCCUCUCUGAGACAGAGAAGCGUACAACUCUUUUUGCGUCUAUCACCUUGCGUUGUGAUUACUCCACCUCAGCUCCGCAGCAGAAUGUGCUGGUCACUUGGAAAUACAAAUCCUUCUGCAAAGAUCCUGUUCUGGACUAUUACUCCACAGCGUACCAGUCUUCCCUUCAGCUGGGUCGAGACCCUGCCAAUGACUGUGUGGACUCGCAACGUACCGUCCGAACAGUGGCUCAGAAACUGGGAUCUAAUGAGGCGGUGCUGGGCGUUGAGUACAGAGAUCGCAAAAUCUUCAUUCAGAACAAGGCUGAUCUGGUCAUCAAUGAGGUGAUGUGGUGGGAUAAUGGGAUGUAUUUCUGCUCUGUGGAAGCACCUGGAGACACAGUUGGAGAUUCAGACCAAGAGAUGAAACUUAUAGUGUACCAUUGGUUGACGGUUCUCCUCAUCAUCCUCGGUGUGCUGGCGCUCAUCAUCCUCUUCUGUAUCUGUUGCUGUCAGUGCUGCCCGCAGAAGUGCUGCUGUUAUGUGCGCUGCCCCUGCUGCCCUCAAACCUGCUGCUGCCCCGAGAAAGCCGUGAUGCAGCACAGGCUGAUGAAGGAGGCGCAGAAGGCCAUGACGCCGUGGAUGAAUGGACAGCCAAUCUAUGCGCCGAUGAGCAACCACAGCUCCUCUUACCAGAUGAACCCCAUGCUGUACGCAGGCCCAGCAUCAGGCAAAGGUGCGAUGACGCCCGUCCCACUGCCUCCACCACAGAUGUUAUCCAUGCCCGGUAACAUGCCUCCUCCCAGCAUUCAUGGUAACGGCAGUGCUCAUGGGACCAACCAAAUGCUGGACUAUCUGGAGAGUCAGAUGCGCGGCAUGGACGUCACCAGCCCACUGUUACAGCCACAGCCUUCCAUCCCACUGCAGCACAUGCCUCCUCCUCCCCAACACAUGCCGCAUCAUGUGCCCUUUUCUGCCGGCCCUCCCAGCAUGCUCUCCGGCCUGGACGAUGGUCCCACCUCACGCAGGGUACUGCCCGGCUCACGAGGAGGACGUCCACAAGCCCCCUCCAGCGGCUCGUCCACUUAUGGUGCAUCCCACCGCAACGACCGCCACUUCCAUCGUCCGACCAUCCCACGCAGCUACAGUCAGGAAGAUGUCCUGGACACCCGGAGCCAGUCCGGAGCACACCGUCCUCGCUCACGUUCCAGGGAUGAUCUGCUGGCCGACGACCGCCGGGGCCCAUCCAGACGAGACAAUUAUUCUCCUUUGCCUCGCCAUGGUUCGUGGAGCUCAGCUAAUGAUGACGACAGCAGACGUGGAGGUGCUCGAGGAGGUCGGGGAGGCGGCUGGUCCAAUCAUCCGCCCAGUUACACCGAGUACGAGCCUGGAAAGAAGCCGAUGAAGCGGCCUGAACGGUUCUCUGAUAAAAAUUCUCGAAGUGGCACCAGUAUAGUCAUCUGACAUCUGCAUCUAAUCCAGAGUGCCUGUAGACCAACUUCAUUGAAGCUUCUGUGUUAAUGUGCACAAAGAAAAAAAACAUCUGUUUUACUGAACAUGUUUGAAGGAUGUUACACUGAACAUUGAUCACUCAUUUUUUUGUUUUAUAUUUGUGUGCAGAGCAGUUUAUAUUAAUGUGAAUAUGAAUAUCAUCUUCUAGUAAUGGCAUUAGAGGAAGUUGUAUUUUAAUGAUAUAGAUUUUAUAGGUUGCUUGGGUUUUAGGAUUUAUCUGUGUAAACUAAAUUUUUGUCAAUAUUUAUAACAUUUUUAUUUUUUGAUUUUUUUUUUUGUAAUGUAGCCACAGCAUUUACAGCAUAGGGAUAUAAUACAAGAAAUUGGUAUGAGACGCUUGUUUGCAUUGAAUGCUAUAACCACUGAAAUGCUAAUUAUCAUGUCUAAUAAGUUAUUGCCACUAGUUAUGGAUUAAUUUCCUGUGAACUUCAGUGAUUUCCAUCUUUGGCUACUUAAACACAAGAAAUAACUUAAACAGAUGUCCAGUGUGAAAUGUGUUGACUGUUUUAUUGAUCAAGCUCAGGUUUACUCCUCAUUAGUCUUUUUGUAAACAGCGUCUUUGUGUGAGACAGAACUGGUAAGUUUAAAAUCAAUCAUUCUUUCAGCCUUGCAUUUUUAUAUAAACUUCAUCUGAAUGUGUGUAUAUGUUAAUCACUGUGUUGCUGAACUACAGCACGUGAACAGCCUCUGUAAAGGGUUUUUUGGGCAUGUUUCUAAUUUGCAAAUAUGAUGGACAAUCUAUUAACAUUUAUGCAUCAUAUGCAUGUCUCCUGCAAGCAAUUUGGUGCAAUUCUUCCUUUCCUAUCUGCACAAAUAAAUCCUGAGGUCUGUAGGACAAGCUCA